AGCAGAUCCAUCUAGCCUUCAUCUAGCUAAUCGUGCCAAUUAGCAGUGCCCUGAGGGAGGCUAGUGUUGAUUCCACGGACAGCUGAGUGUUUGAGAAGCGCGGUGAACUUCAUCUCAGGACUAGGCUAUGAAGUGAGAGCUAGAGGAAGGAACCAGGACCGUCUGCCAGUCUAGAUUUUCUGCUUUACAAAACCCUCUACAAUCUGCAACCAUGGCUGCCCUGGUCCGUGAGAACUUCAAAUUCAUGUCCCUCUUCUUCAAGAGCAAGGAUGUAAUGAUCUUCAAUGGGCUCGUCGCCCUGGGAACGGUCGGCGGACAGACGGCCUACAACAUCUUUGCCUUCAGCUGCCCGUGUUCCACGGCACGGAACUACCUGUAUGGCCUGGCGGCCAUGGGCAUUCCCACCCUGGCCCUCUUCCUUGUGGGGGUGAUGCUGAACCACAACACGUGGGACAUCCUGUCCGAGUGUCGCUUGAGAAGGUGCCGGAAGCUCUCGGGGGUGGCUGUGUUCGCGCUGCUGGCCUCCAUCGUGGGACGGGCGUCCGUGGCCCCCAUCACCUGGAUGGUGCUGUCGCUGCUCAGGGGCGAGGCGUACACCUGUGCCCUGAGUGAGUUUGUGGACCCGGCGUCCAUUAAGGAUUUCCCCAGUAACUAUUCGGAUGUGCACGGAAUCAUGGCUGGCUUUCCAUGCCAGCAGGUUCCCGUGGAGCUGUUACCGUUCUGGAACAUGAUUGAAAGGAGACUACGAUACGAGUCACAGUUGCUGGGUUGGAUGCUGGUGGGCUUUGUGUCCCUCACUGUAUUCCUAGUCCUGUGCUUCAGGCACUGCUGCUCUCCUCUGGGCUACCAGCAGGAGGCGUACUGGUCCCACUUCCGCUCCCAGGAGAGCAAAGUCUUCCAGCGCACCAUGGACGCCCACGCGCACAUCCAGGCCAUCCACAACGUGCGCAGCUUCUUCGGCUUUGUGGCCCUCGACAAGGAUGAGCAGGAGCUUCUGGAAAGCGCGGUGGACGGCAAGGCUGAGGUGCCCAGUCAGGAGUGGAACCGCAUCACCGGGGUGUACCUAUACCGGGAGAACCAGGGGAUGCCCCUCUACAGCCGCCUCCAGAAGUGGUCCAACUACAAACUGCAGAACGACAUCGAGGCGAUGGAGAAAGAAUUUUGAUAAGAGAGACCAGUUACUUCAGUUUCACUGGAAACAUGCACACAUCCUGGGAUCUAGUUCUGGUUAUGUUUUCUGUUCCUGUACUUGACUUCCUCUUUAAAGUCAGUCAGUAACCAUAGAAAAAGACAUAUCCUUAUGGCAAACAACUGCACCUUUCUUUGAUACAACUGCACUAAAGAUGUUGAUGAUGAUGAAUGCAUGUUGUGUGAUGAAUUUCAGUAUGGGAUGAAAUCUUUCAGAUGAAAGAUAGACGCACAAAACCACUCUCUUGUGGCCUACCCAUGUAGUCCUAUUGGGACAUUGGCCAUUUCCUCCAUUGAUGAUUGUAAUGGCGAGUCAAUCUAUAAAAGAACAACACCAAGGUUGUGCCUGGACAAUAAUAUACAAAUCUUUCUUGCAUUCAUUCAUUGUAUUACAUUUUGUGUGACAAUUAUGCUCAUUUUUAAUAUUAGCUGUUUCCUAAAAUAAGCCAA
Sardina pilchardus (European sardine) is the source of this 1638-nucleotide messenger RNA. RefSeq names its product calcium homeostasis modulator family member 2, tandem duplicate 1 (gene calhm2.1). The transcript is spliced from 3 exons. Gene Ontology annotation, cellular component: plasma membrane. Gene Ontology annotation, molecular function: monoatomic cation channel activity. Bases 212 to 1165 code for a protein of 317 amino acids. The record is from RefSeq and is a predicted model, not a curated record. NCBI's taxonomy places the organism in Eukaryota, Metazoa, Chordata, Actinopteri, Clupeiformes, Clupeidae.